AUGUCUUACGUUGCUACUCUGAUUAGCGAUAAAGGGAUCACUCCCUCAUUUGUGGAUGAGUUUGAGACUGUUCUCCGUACUGAAUCGGCCACAGUUCUCCGUCCUGAGAUGCUCUCAGAUUCUGCUGGCCUUGGUGGUACACAAGCUAUGGACUUUUAUUUGGACAUUGAUUCAUCCAAUAUUACAUCUUUAAAGCAGUCUUUGUUUGAUUUGAGCAGUAAAUCUUAUGGAGUGGACAUUAUUCUUCAACCAGCUGAUCGGGAGUCUAGAAGAGAUAAAGGAUUAUUCGUGUUUGAUAUGGAUUCCACGUUGAUUCAACAGGAGGUAAUCGACAUGAUUGCUGCUUAUGUCAACGUUGAAGCGGAAGUUUCUAAGAUUACUGCGUCUGCUAUGAACGGAGAAAUUGACUUUACUGAGUCAUUGAGGCAACGAGUAGCUUUAUUAGCUGGUGCACCAGCUGAUGUGUUUGAUUCAUUAAAGAGUCAAAUUAAGAUUACACCAGGAGCCAAAGAACUCACCCGGGCUCUCAAAAAGAAGGGAGUCAAAAUGGCUGUUCUCAGUGGAGGUUUUAUUCCUUUGGCCAGUUGGCUUAAAGAUCAACUGGGCCUAGACUAUGCAUAUGCCAAUAACUUGGAGGUGUCUGAAGACGGGAAAACACUGGUUGGAAAAACAUAUGGCCGUAUUAUUAAUAGCACAGCCAAGGCCGAUCUCCUGAAAGAGAUUGCUGAAAAAGAAAAUGUCGAUUUGUCUAGAGUUGUUGCUGUUGGAGAUGGUUCUAAUGAUUUAGAAAUGAUGGGUGUUGCAGGCUAUGGUAUUGCAUGGAAUGCUAAGCCACUUGUGCAACAGAAGGCACCAUCCCGCUUAAACACAAAGUCGCUACAGGAUAUUUUAUAUAUUCUGGGGUAUAAUGACAAAGAGCAGAAAGAACUUAUUUUAUGA
This is a messenger RNA of Sugiyamaella lignohabitans, 939 nucleotides long. It is a transcript of the gene SER2, whose product is annotated as phosphoserine phosphatase. The transcript has a single exon. Lineage: Eukaryota; Fungi; Ascomycota; Dipodascomycetes; Dipodascales; Trichomonascaceae. Gene Ontology annotation, biological process: L-serine biosynthetic process; dephosphorylation. The coding region runs from base 1 to 939 and encodes 312 amino acids. Gene Ontology annotation, cellular component: cytoplasm. The record is from RefSeq and is a predicted model, not a curated record. Gene Ontology annotation, molecular function: L-phosphoserine phosphatase activity; magnesium ion binding.